AUCUCUGUUUCUUUCCUCUCUCUCUGCCAUUUCUGAUUUGCUUCCCAAUUCCUGCAGCACUGCGGACCAAAGUGCAGAACAAGAAGACCUUUCGCAGGCCAUCAGAUUUUCAGUCUCGUCCUUUCCCAGACAGUAUUAGUAGUAGAACUAUAUAUAUAUAUAUAAAAAGCAUUUUGUUUUUGCAUACAUACAGAAGAGAAAGAAGAAACUAGUGUUAACUAAACAUGCCUAGCAGCUUGGAGCCCUUGGAUGUUGGCGUACAGAUUCCAUACCAUUUCAGGUGUCCGAUCUCCCUUGAGCUCAUGCGUGACCCGGUCACCCUCACCACAGGCCAAACCUACGACCGAUCAAGCAUCGAGUCAUGGGUUGCAACCGGCAACACAACCUGUCCGGUCACCCGCUCCCUUCUACCUGACUUAUCUCUCAUCCCUAACCACACUCUCCGCCGCCUUAUUCAAGAAUGGUGCGUCGCCAACGUCUCCUCUGGCGUCCAGCGAAUCCCAACUCCAAAACAACCAGCCACCCCCCUCACCGUCCAGACCAUUCUCACUCAGCUAUCAUCCGACUCCUUCUCGCUGCAAUCGCGAAUCUCAGCUAUCCGACAACUCAGGACGCUGGCUUGCGACUGCGACAAGAAUCGAUCGCUAAUAGCAUCUCUUAAAGCAAGCGAAAUUCUCCUCCGAAUCCUCUUUGAAUCUUCCGAGCUCAGUUAUGAAUCGCUGGCGACACUACCCUUGUUUUCGCUCUCUGAAUCGGAGUGCCUAUCUGUAUCCUCGGAUGCCAACCGGAUAACGUACCUCGUCUCCUUCCUAUCCCAUUCGUCGCUCGAUGUGCGAGUCAACUCGGCGGCCCUCAUCGAGUCCGUGUUUUCCGGCACGAGGUCACCGGAGCUCCGAUCUCAGUUCAGCAAUACCGAAGGCAUCUACGAAGGUAUAAUCGGGAUACUUAAAUGUCCUCUGGCGUAUCCUCGAGCUCUGAAAUUCGGUAUCAAGGCAUUAUUCUCCUUGUGUCUGAAUAAACAACACCGGCACAAAGCGGUGGACGGCGGAGCGGUGGAGACGUUGAUCGAUCGACUGACUGAAUUAGAGAAAUGUGAUUCAGAGAGGGCGUUAGCGACGGUGGAGCUACUCUGUCGUCUACCGGUUGGUUGCGCGGCGUUUGCGGAUCACGCUCUGACUGUUCCGCUUCUGGUGAAAAUAAUUCUGAAAAUCUCUGAUCGAGCCACUGAGUAUGCGGCUGGAGCUCUGCUUUCGGUGUGCUCUUCGUCGGAGCGGUGCCAGAAAGAUGCUGUGACGGCGGGCGUGUUGACACAGUUGCUGCUUCUUGUGCAGAGCGAUUGCACGCAACGAGCAAAGCGGAAGGCGCAGAUGCUGUUGAAGCUUCUCAGGGAUUCAUGGCCGGAGGAUCGACUAUCCAACAACAACACCACCGAUGAUGUAGUUUGCAGCCAAGUCUUUCCAUUCUAAUUUUUUUUGUUUUCAAUUAAUUAAUCUACUUCUUUUUUUUUGUUUCAUUUUAGUAAUUUGAGAUGAAAUAGAUGAAAAAAAAAGAAAGGGCAUAUUAUUAGGAUUAUUAUUAUUGGUGGUAGAGAAGAUUGAAUCUGUGUAUGUAUGGAUAUGUAUCUUGUACCUAUCAGAUUUAUAUUAUUAAAAUGUUUUUUUUUUCUUCAAAAUUUGAAUAUAUU
Impatiens glandulifera is the source of this 1684-nucleotide messenger RNA. Its product is annotated as U-box domain-containing protein 26-like. Gene Ontology annotation, molecular function: ubiquitin protein ligase activity. Gene Ontology annotation, biological process: protein ubiquitination. The record is from RefSeq and is a predicted model, not a curated record. The transcript has a single exon. Lineage: Eukaryota; Viridiplantae; Streptophyta; Magnoliopsida; Ericales; Balsaminaceae. The coding region runs from base 225 to 1466 and encodes 413 amino acids.